AUGAAGUCGUUAAAGUCCUACCUGGCCUCGGCCAGUUUGCUCUUCGCGAGCACGGUAUCCGCUCAGUUCCGGUACUGCCCCAUCGAUCGCGAGUUCUGCAUGUCCGUCGCCGUUCCUCAGGUAUCGGCCCAGUCCGGCUCCGGCAACCUUUACUUCCAGAUGGAGGCCCUAGACACCUACACCUGGGUCGCCGUCGGCACCGGCUCCUUCAUGUCCGGCUCCAACAUCUUCGUCCUCUACCAGGACGGCAACGGCAACGUCACCGUGAGCACCCGCUCCGGCACGGGCGCAGCAUGCCCGCUUCCAGAGCGACACCCAGAUCGAGGUCCUUGCCGGCUCCGGCGUCUCGGGCGGCGUCAUGCGCGCCAACGUCCUGUGCCGCAACUGCGAGUCGUGGAGGGGCGGCUCCAUGGACCUGUCCUCCACCUCCUCGCCCUGGAUCGCUGCCUGGAGGCCCGGAAACCCCUCAACACCGCCGACACCAACGCCGCCAUUGCGCAGCACGCCGACUUUGACCAGGUCAGGAUUGAUCUCACGCAGGCGGCCGUCACCCUGGACGUCAACCCCUUCCUGACCGGCGGUACCACGGGCGGGACCGGAAACAACAACGGUAAUACUGGCAACACUGGUGGUAACACCGGAACGGGUACCGGCAACAAUGGCAACAACGUCGGCGGCGGCGGUAACCUUACUGGUGGAAACAGCGGCGCCGGCUCUGGCAACAGGACCGUGAACCUGGUCCGCGUCCACGGCAUCCUCAUGGCCCUCGCUUUCGUCGUUCUGUAUCCCAUCGGUGCGCUCCUGAUUCCUCUCGUCGGCAAGUGGUACAUUCACGCCGGCUGCCAAUCCGUGGCCUUUUUGGUGAUGUGGGCUGGUUUCGGCACCGGUUAUAUGAGGGCGAACGCUGGCGGCAUUCUCUUCAAACAAACCCACACCAUCCUCGGCGCCAUCGUCACCUUCGCCAUGGUCUUGCAGCCCGCCCUCGGCAUCCUCCACCACCGCUACUACAUGAAGCACAAGGCCCGCGCCGCCGUCAGCUACGUCCACAUCUGGUACGGCCGCGUCCUCUUGCUCGUCGGCGUCGUCAACGGCGGCAUCGGCCUGCGCAUGGCCGGCUCUCCCAGCCCCUUUGUCAUUGCCUACGCCGUGCUCGCCGCCGUCAUCGGCGCCGCCUACGUCGCCUCCACCCUCGUCGGUUCCAUGCGCAAGAGCAGGGAGUUCAGGAGAAGCAGCCCCGAGCGGCUCUUACUCCCCAAUUACUCCACCAGCGGCGGCGCCGGCGGCAACUACAAUGAGAGCAAUUAUAACGGCAACUACCCGAGGCGCGAGGACAUCCCCGUGCAGUUCCAGUUCGAGAGGAGGGGACCGCGGCGACCGCGGCGAUUAUCGUGGAGAUUAUAG
This is a messenger RNA of Parascedosporium putredinis, 1401 nucleotides long. Lineage: Eukaryota; Fungi; Ascomycota; Sordariomycetes; Microascales; Microascaceae. The record is from the annotation of a GenBank genome assembly.